CCCCCUCUCAAAGCUCUUUGAUCGACGAAUUAGCCCGUCAUUCCCGAUCUGUGGUCCUAGUUCCGACCACGCGCGUCGAGCUUCAAAACAUUGUACCAGUUUCCCGAAAAAGCAAGAUGCCCGCUGUGUCUUUCCCUGUGCAACAAAAUCAUAAUAUUGUUUGCGCCGGGUUCAUCCAUCUUGAACGGGCACAGUUCCUACUCACUUUCGCCGCUGCCAUCGUGGCGCCCAUUGCUGUUCUGGCGUUGGUAGUGUCUUUUAGCAGAAAGUAUAAAGACACCGCCCUGUCCCGUUCGUUUUGCAAACGCCCUACCAGGACAGCAGGAUCGCGUUACUUGAAGCAGUCACGUGAAUUCAAUACAGUGAGGAUCAUCAUGUCCCCCAGCAGAAAAUCAGAUGUUUCUUCCCUGGGGACUCAUAGGACUAUUGAGAAAGAUGUCCUUGGUGGCAGGCGUGAUGAGCCUCGAGGUUCUAGUGGCAGACAACGAUACUGGGAAGAAUCAGGGGCUUUGAAGGCUAAGGCAGACGAAAGACGAAACCCCAAGAAUCGGCCUCCUCCAGCAAUGCCUCUCACUCCACCUGACGCAGCUACCACCAUUUUUACUUUCCAGGAUCGUCGAUUAAGUGUGGCAGCAUCUACUCAUAACGACUUUGAUCCAGCCCUUCCUAGCUUGGAUAUAGAUUCACCCGAGUCAACAAGUACCUUGGACGCCAAUACUUCAUCUCCGAUAUCACCACAUAGGUCUUAUACUACGGCAGCUUCUCUCGAUCCUCACCAACCGAGCUCUUCAACAGGGGUAAGAUUUGAGGACACCCUUUCAACAUUCGCCCCUAGUUCAUUCCCGUCGUCUAGUCCGAUCUUACCUCUAGCGCCACACACGGCACUUCAUUUACAUGGGAACGACGUCACAGAUGAGACGAACUCGGUGACGGACGACUCAGGGGCCGACUGGAAGCGCCACACUCGCGUGUACGGCGGAGGCGUAUGUCUGGCGUGCCUAGCAUCAGGUGGCGACGACGGGGGUUUCUACGGCGAGAAUGUGCCCUUGGACCAGCGACGGUAACACACACUGUUCUCGCUGCGAAUCUAGAAUCCUGGUCUCAGGUUAGGAUCGACUAGUAAGGCACGGAUAGAGGGCUGUUGGGAUUACGCCCACAAGGCCACACAGCCCACGAUCCCCCUGUCUUGUGCCUGGGGAGACAAUAAACGCCGAGGCUUCGUCGUUAACUGGCGAAUGACUGGAGAGAAUCAAUGGCGAAUUU
Xylaria bambusicola is the source of this 1263-nucleotide messenger RNA. RefSeq lists its product as uncharacterized. NCBI's taxonomy places the organism in Eukaryota, Fungi, Ascomycota, Sordariomycetes, Xylariales, Xylariaceae. The coding region runs from base 117 to 1064 and encodes 315 amino acids. The record is from RefSeq and is a predicted model, not a curated record. The transcript has a single exon.